AUGGCGGCGAGGCCAGAGGACGCCAGACCCUUCACCGGCAUGGACGCGUUUUCCUCAAAGAGAAAAAAACAGCUAUCGAAUUGGUGCGCGUCGCUCCUCUCCCCUGUCCCUUCCAGAGACGCGCCGCGGCAGCCCUCACCGGCGUCACCGCGAAGCUCCAGCUCGCACUACCCGCUCGCCUUCUACUACCUCUCCGGCCUCCUCGACUCGCUCCUCCCCUUCCCCCCUCCUCGCCGUCGCUCGCCUUCCUCUCCGAGACUCCGACCCCAACAGCACCUCCUCCUCCUUCCCGCCCCCCUCCUGCGGCGGCGCGCUUCGACGGCCCGGGAGGGAACCUCGUGGCCGGCGCCUCCUCCCGCAUCCCCUGCCUCCCCGCCGGCUUCCGCGUCGACCGAGCCGACCUCGAGGUGCUCAGGUUGUAAGCGGAUGCAGACGAGUAGCACACGGCAACCACACCCACCAAAAAUUUGCUUGGAUCAACCACCUCAAUCUACGUCGAGGGGGAUAGGAAAGGGACUGGACGGCAAGUCAUUUAAGAUUUAUAACCCGUCAAGCACGUGCACGUCGACCCCGAAUGUUACCGUAUGAAGACGCACACGCCCAG
Molecule: messenger RNA, 604 nt
Organism: Triticum aestivum (bread wheat)
Lineage: Eukaryota; Viridiplantae; Streptophyta; Magnoliopsida; Poales; Poaceae
Product: proline-rich receptor-like protein kinase PERK9
Exons: 4
Coding region: 1-588 (195 amino acids)
Source: RefSeq, a predicted model, not a curated record